UAAAUUUGUGGAUAAAUAGACAGUAGUUUCAGCGCUUAACAGUCGUAGUCAUUUGAACACCACAACGAAAAGGUGAAAAAAAAAUAUAACUGGGAAAAAUGUUUGUCGCAAAAUGUGCUAUUGCUAUAGCUCUGAUAAGUCUACUCUCCAUUUAUGGAGUCGAGAUGAAAUGCCCACCCGAACAAGAUUCGCAGUCAUUGGAUUUGGAACAGUUUCAGGGAAAUUGGUACAUGGUAGCUGGUGUUUCAUUAAGAAGAGGUGGUCAAACUAAGUGCAGCCGAGUAGUUGUAGUACCGGAUUCCGAAAGUUCAUUUUCAAUGAAAUUUUCAUCAGUUGAUGUUGCAACAAAUAGCACCAUCAGAUUUGUAAUAGAGAGCAAAACUGAUGAUGAUAUCACCGGGUUUCUUAAAGGAUUGUCAGGAAAUAUAGGACCAAUAAAACACAGAUUAAUUGCAGCAGAUUAUGACUCAUAUGCCGCAAUUGUUGGGUGUUUUAAUAGAUAUAAUAAUAAAAAUCAUGAGGAACCUACAUUCUCAAUGAUUCUGUCUCGUUACAAAACAUUGCCUUUGCCGAUAUUGAAUCAUCUUAAAUUCAAACUUAACCAAUACGUUGGUAAAAAUGAUAAAAUAAAUGACAUAGAUCAAAGUUGUUAAUCCUAAUUUUCAUAGGAUUGACUCGUUUAAGUGUUUAAUUAUGAAUAUCAUCUAACUUUUUGUAAUAGUGAAUGUGUUUUUUGUAAUAACUGGUCGAGAAUCAAACUUUUACAUUUUAAAUUUGUAAAAUAAUAUAUACUAUGCAAUGAUUAUAACCUUCUUCGAUAAAACUUUAAUUGAUUUUAAUGAAAUUCGUUCGGAAUUUGUACGGGAGCAUCUUCAUCUUGCUAACGUUUAUGGUAAUUAGAAAAUAAAUUAUUGUGUCUGUAUAUUUUUAAGUGUUGUGGAUAGAAAAAAUGUUUUUUGAAGUUGGUGUCAUAUUUCUUGAAUAAAUUGAAAUAGUUGAGCUAAUUUAACAGCAAUCAAUGAAUUAAUUUUGAGACUAAAUUUAAUUUGAAUUGUGAGACUAAUCAAACCGGUGCACAUCAACAAAUAAAGAGUAUUUUCGAAUUUCAGAAAAUUUGAACCUUGAGUUGAUCAUUUUUUGCGCUCUAAAAGAAUUUGGGUACAAAAAAAUUUCUACCUUCGGACCUCGUUCUUGGGCAUAGUUCUGCUAUAUAAUAUAAGAGUCCAAAACUCUUCAAAAUUGGGUUAAAAUUUUUUUUUUUUUUCUCAAACCAGCAAAAUUCUCAAAUCGAAUUAUUUUGCUUUAAAAAUUUAGCAAAACCUGCCUAGCCCACACUUAGAGAACAAUUUAUUUGAGCCGAAUAAGAUAUGAUUCAGGCAAAUAAAUCCCAUAUUUGAAUGCAAUCAAUACUUAUUUGAGACAAAUAUAUGGUUCAUUUGAAUGAAAUAAUGAUUUGUUCAUAGUUAACAAAUUUGUAUUUAAAUGGUGGCACUGUAGCGCCAUUUGUUAGCUACUAUUUAUUUGGCUCAAAUUAUAAAUUGUUCUCUCAGUGCAUACGGGAAAUAUAUAUCCGGGCAUAUAUGCCGGCAAAAUAGCAUACACUGUAAAAAAUUUGAUGGACCCGUGUAGUUUAAAAUGCCUCGGUGUAAAAAUUUUGGUGCGAAAAUUACACCGAAUCCCGUGUAAAAUUUAGGUGAUGUGAAUUUUUAUUUUUUACACCGCCAAACGUGUAAAUGUAUAAACGUGCAAAUAUCUUGACACACAUGCACACAAGAGCGUACACACGCGAGCUCACACACGCGUGAGCUCGCGCAUUUACAUACGAGGACACACACGUGAGCUCUCUCGCGUGAGGUCACACACAUGAGAUCACUCACACACACACGUGAGGUCACACACAUGUACACACACGAGCGCACACAUGCACACACACGAGCAAUAGCAAGGAUAUAAGUUUCAUAUAAACUAUUUUGCCCGAAAUAUGUUCUUUAAAAUAAAUUCUUAUAAAAUAAGAAAACAAUCUUCAUUUCUAUUUUUAUUUUUUUAACACCUCGUAAUCUAUUAAUUUGAUGUAUCUUAAAAAUUAAUAGGCCCGAAGCCUUAUCAAUAAUAAUAAAUUUUAAUCGUCGUAAAAACUAGCCAAAGUAGUGAGAUUAAAUUUUGUGUGUACACACAUUAAUCAUACUCAGACACAUCUAUGCUCACAAUCACACAAACAGUAUUCACGGUUGCUCUGAUAACAAUACAUAAACAUCUGUUAAAACAUCGAUUUUAAAAAGUUAGAUCGCAGUCAAUAACCUUUUUUUUUCAAUAAAUAUCAAUUUUGACAUCAGAAUAUAUUAAGACACAGAAAAAAAAAAUUUAUAAUACAAAAAAAAAAUGUUAUCUUUAUUCCAUUUGAUAAGACUACUCCAAAUAAUAAAAAAAAAAAUAUUUUGUAAAAUAAUAAACCAAAAUUUAUAAGAAAUUCAAGUAUAUUAUCAAUAAAUAUAAGGCCUAGAUAACAUUAUUUUUAUUGUUGAAUCAUUAAAAAAUUCCCAAACAAUGUAAUGCGUAAAAAAAAAAAAAAUCCCAGAUAAAAAUUACCAAAGAAAUUAUAUCAUGAUAAUUACGAAAUUGGUGUAGUUAUUAUUUGUUUCGCUGCAAUUAACUAUUCUUUUUUUCUAAUUUUAAUUUCAAAAUUACAUUACGUAAAUGUAGACGCGCAUUAACAUUUACACAAAAUUUCGGUUAUUAAUUAUAAGUAAUUAUAAUAAGGGUUCAUUGAACUCCAUUAUUUUUAAGUAUUUGUGUAUUCCCUAGAAUUCAAACAAAAUAUUGUAUCAAAAAUUCUCGGGUUUUUUUUACUUAGUGGAAAAUUACAGCCAUUAAAAAUACUGUCGUGAAAACUUCUAUCAUACCAUUAAAUAUGUAUAUUAUAUAUGCAUGAACAUGAAAUAAAAAAAGUGAAGCUAUAAAAUAAAAUGUAUCCAAAAAUAGUAUAUUCGUUUGGUGUAUGAUUAAACCAGAUAAAAAUUACCAAAGAAAUUAUAUCAUGAUCAUUACGAAAUUGGUGUAUUUAUUCUUUGUCUC
This is a messenger RNA of Microplitis mediator, 3072 nucleotides long. RefSeq lists its product as uncharacterized. The transcript is spliced from 3 exons. NCBI's taxonomy places the organism in Eukaryota, Metazoa, Arthropoda, Insecta, Hymenoptera, Braconidae. The record is from RefSeq and is a predicted model, not a curated record. Bases 99 to 653 code for a protein of 184 amino acids.